Messenger RNA from Colossoma macropomum (tambaqui), 4282 nucleotides. RefSeq names its product vacuole membrane protein 1-like. The transcript is spliced from 12 exons. The coding region runs from base 52 to 1350 and encodes 432 amino acids. NCBI's taxonomy places the organism in Eukaryota, Metazoa, Chordata, Actinopteri, Characiformes, Serrasalmidae. The record is from RefSeq and is a predicted model, not a curated record.
UGCAGCGACCUGCGGUUGCUGUUUGACAGGCAGGCAAAGAGGAAGGUUCCCAUGUCUGUAACUCCUCCUAAUGAGAUGGCUGAGACUCAGGCUGACUAUGAGCGUCCUCAGAGGAGAGCAGGCGUUAAGGAGCACCGCAAUGGGAAGUCUGCUGCUAAGGAGGCAGAUGCUGCGUCUCUGAGUGAGCUGAAGCAGAGGAAUAAAAAGGAGAGACUCACUCUGGUGCUGUGGAACAGGCCUGCUCUCACUCUUCACUACUUCCUCCUGGAAAUGUUCAUCACUCUGAAGGAAUGGAUUAGGAGGCUGUGGCAGCAGAGAGGAACGGUCUUCGCUUUUCUGCUACUCCUCUUCCUCUUCUUCAUCACCUACUCCAUUGAAGGAGCACAUCAGAAGUAUGUGCGGCUGCUGGAGAAGAAGUGCCUGUGGUGCGCCUACUGGCUGGGCUUGGGCAUUCUCUCGUCCGUCGGACUCGGCACUGGCUUGCACACCUUCCUCCUUUACCUGGGUCCCCACAUAGCUUCGGUCACACUGGCUGCCUACGAGUGUGGCUCAGUGGACUUCCCCGAGCCACCCUACCCUGACCAGAUCAUCUGUCCCCAUGCAGAGUCAGGGGAAGGGGUAGGAGUGGCAGAAGGAGCUGUAAUAGGGACAGUGGCUGGAGAUGUCUCUCUCUGGGCCAUCAUCUCUAAAGUGCGUCUGGAGGCAUGUAUGUGGGGUGCAGGGACUGCUAUAGGAGAACUUCCCCCCUAUUUCAUGGCUCGGGCUGCUCGAUUAUCAGGCACAGAGCCAGAUGAUGAAGAUUACGCAGAGUUUGAGGAGAUGCUAGAACAGACUGACACUGCACAGGAUUUUGCCACCAGAGUGAAGCUUGCAGUGCAGAAAAUGGUCCAGAGAGUUGGAUUUUUCGGAAUACUUGCCUGUGCUUCCAUCCCAAAUCCACUCUUUGACCUCGCAGGAAUAACCUGUGGACAUUUCCUAGUGCCUUUUUGGAGCUUUUUUGGAGCCACACUCAUUGGCAAAGCAGUAAUAAAAAUGCACAUUCAGAAACUGUUUGUGAUCAUUACCUUCAGCAAGCAUAUAGUGGAGCAGAUGGUGUCCCUCAUCGGUGCUGUUCCCCUGUUUGGCGCCUCUCUCCAGAAACCUUUCAGAGAGUAUCUUGAGACUCAGAGGGCAAAGCUGCAUCGUGCUGGAGAGGCUGCACCAGCUGAUGAAAACUGGCUCUCCUGGCUGUUCGAGAAGGUGGUGAUCAUCAUGGUUUGCUUUUUCGUCUGCUCCAUCAUCAACUCCAUGGCUCAAAGCUAUGUCAAGCGCAUCCAGCAGAAAAAAUACUCAGAGGGCAAAAUCAAAUGAGGGAACUUUUUGUGUGUGUGUGUAAGCACACAGGUGUGUAUGUUUGUGUUUGGGGGCAUAGAGAGAAAUAGGGCGGAUAAGAGAUUUUACUCAGAGAUUUAGCAUGGACCUUUCAGCACACUUUUUGACAAAUAAGCUUACUUUAAUGAGAUUAGAAUGCAUCUUGAUAUAUUAACAUCAGCAUAGCGCAUCUGCUUAGAGCCAUUCUUAAUUUAACCUAGUUAUCUUUAGUAAGCAUAUCCAUCUAUAAUUUGUUGCCCUUUUAUGCUUUUUUGCACCGGUUGGCUACUUGUUUGUGCUUCUGUUUAAGGCCUUUUGCUGUGCUUCUUAAAGAGGUAGAUUUUCGGAGAUAUUUUGUAGUUUUAGAGACACUGUAGUAUAGUCUUUCUUUGGCAGGAAGUGAUCAUCAGUACCUUUUUAAAAGCAGCUGUGUGAACCCUCACAUCUUUAAGCAAGGCCUUAAUCUACUUCGUGCUUCAUAUUACAACGUAUCGCAGACUCUUUAACAUUAUUAGAUAUAUAAGAGCUACAGAAAUGAUUGUAGAUUUUAAGUUUGACUGAAUGCUUUUCACUUUCACUGAAGGCCUUCCAGGGAUGGAACCUUUUUGAAGAAAAAAAAAUCAGUUCUGCAUAUUUAUUGAGUACUAUUUAUGUAUUGUCUCACAGGACAUUAGAAUAUAAGAAGUAAUAUAAUGGAUAGAUGAAUGUGUAGAUCUGACUGCGCAUUUUAUUAAGAAUGUCAAGUAAGGUAUUUGGUGCUUAUUUCACUUUAUUUGACUUCUUGGAUAGUCCUUUUUAAAUAAGUUUAGACUUAAGUAAAUUUUUGAAGUAAGUAAAAUAAGUAAGUAAAAAACUACUCAGACUGUAUAAAAGCUCGGUGAAUCAUAAUGUUGCCUUUGUCUGGAGUCAUUGUUUUGUUUCCAGAGGGAGACAGAAGGAGAGCAAAUGAGUCAGACUAGGGCUGUGCAACCAGAUGCAAUAAUACACAGAAUCAGAUUAAGACAUGUGUGUCUGUGCGCGCGUUUGUGCACAUAUGUGCGUGGGUGGUUGCCUACUUACUGUUCUUGUGUAGUUGUACUUCUCGUGUAUUCUUUACAUCCUUACUGAGGUUUUCUCUGAAGUACUUCCUGACUAGAGCAGUGCUCACUUAGGCAGAACAGUGGGGUCUGGCUGAUGGGGUGUUAGUGCUUGUGCUGAUGGGACUGGGUGCUGGUAUGUCAGUAAUACAGAGGACAGUAUUAAAGGCAACAGUCCUCCUGUGCUCCACACUGUCUGUUGGCCCCACUCCUUUAGGUAAUGUCAGUGUGAUUCAUUCAGAAGUUUCUAACCCAGGCUCAACCCAUUUUAAAGAUUUGUGUGCUCGCUCAUGCCUGGUCCCGCUCCCCACAACAUGGGACACCAGUUAAAAUAGCCUUAUGUCAUUGUUUAUUUUUUGCUUUCUCCAUGGUGAGAUUGUGUUGUAUGAAAGGCUUAAUCCAUGGGCUUCUUGUCUGCCAUUUUUUUCUUUUUCUUUUUCUUUUAAUUGCUUGUGAAAUGUUUUUUUCCUUCCUCUGUGUCUUUUUGUAACGCUGCCUUGGUAUGCUAGCCUGGAAGCUUCAGGCGUAUAAAAAAUGGAACAGUGUGGAGUUUCUUUGCCGUUACCUUAACUGAACCCAGGGCUGAACUCGAUGCACUGUGCUGCUGGCAGAGAGGAUGAGGGAGAGAGAGAGAGAGGGAGCAGGAGAAGACAAGCAGGAGGCUAGACUGAGCUCAGCUAGCACACACGCUCGUCGCUGAGUGGGAAACGCAUUUUAGACCGUCGUGAGGGGACUUAUAUCAUUAUAUUAGAAAAUAAUCGAUGGUCUCCCACCCUACCUCACCACCACCUCCACCACCACCACCACCACCACCUCCUUCCUCUCUUCUUUGUCCAUGGUAAGUGUUCUUUUCUUCCCUUCAUUUUGUUCUUUUCGCGUGUGGGUCAGGCAUUUCCAUCCGUCUCUCCCAGUGUGUCAGAUAGCUUAUCAGACUGGUGUUGGCUGUUACAUUGCAUGGCGACAACAGUCUGUAGGCUGUCUGACAUUUUGGGCUCUUUCAUCCAAAAAAUGCAUCUUAUUUGUAGUCUCCCCUUGUUGGUGUUGGUGUUAUUUUUUAUUUUUCCUUACACUGCCAUUUUCUUUUAAUUUUACUGCUCUGCUAUGGCAGACGAGAGGUCUAUAUCAACUGAACAGUAUCUGGAUUAUUUAUUUUUGCAACAGGUAAAAUCUUUGCGUAAAUGAAAUAAUUGCCAUCUUUCAUUUUCUGCAUCUCUGCUCAGACCUGUACUGUUAGAAUGGUGUGUGUGCAUGCGUCUUUGUGUGCAUACCGCUGUUUGCGUGUGUGUGCGCCUGUGUGUUUCCGGGGCUUACCUCCGUCCACUUAAAUUUCUUGUGAAUCCAGAAAGAACACACCUUAUUGCAACACACACUGUUAUGACACAGUUUUGGUGUUCGGAACGCUUCCCCCUCCUUUUUGGAACCUUGCCUCUGUUGCUCAACACUUUUUUCUUUUUUUUUUGUCUCUGGGUCUCAUGACUACGUUCAUUUGUUCAUCGAUUGUUUUUGCCCAGAGUUUUUAUUUGGGUUGAGUUAAAGUCAUGGCUUGACCAAUUAAUGCUCAUUCUGUGGUCAUUAAAAUCCAGGGCGAAGCUGACUUACCUUUUGAGGGAUGACAUGUUUUUUUCCAUCGACUUGUGAUGAAGAGGCUUUUUUUGUGUUGUAAAAACUUUGGAGUGGUCUGGUUGGCUUGCAGACUCAGGGAGUAUGUUUUCCUUAAUAGUGUUCUGAACAUCCUGUUCUUAAGGGGAGCCCCCUCUUGGCAAAUGUUGCUUUUCUGUAUGACUGUAUGUAUGUGUGUGUGCUUAUAUAAGUGUAUGUGUAUUAAAACAAAUAAAUAAAGUUGUUUUGAAUUCCCA